ACUGUCACUUUUAUUUUUCCGCUUGUGGUGUGCGACAGUGUUCUCAGUUUUCCGCAUCUCCUGGCUCAGUUUUCACGAAAAUUUGCCAAAUAACCAGUGAAAUUUGUGAAAAAGGAAAAACUAAGCGAAAAUGUCAGACUCCGAGGCGAGUAACAUGUCCAACAGUGGCUCUGAUGUGGACAGUGCAGCUUCCAAUCGUUCCAGGGCAUCGGACAGAUCUCGAUCGGGCUCUCGAUCAAUGUCCAGAUCGAAGAGUCGCUCACGGUCCAGAUCAAUGUCUAGGUCCAUUUCCCGAUCGCGUUCACGUUCUCGUUCCCGUUCACGUUCGCGGUCGCGGUCGCGUUCAGCAUCAGCCUCGGAUGGCGAUGUGCGGCAGAAAAAGCGCAAACGUGGAAGGAAUCGGCACGAGGAGGAAGAGCUGGAGGAUGAGCAAGAGCCGGAAGGGGAAGAUUUGGAUUCGGAGUAUGAUGAUGAAGAGGAGGAAGAUGAUGAGAAUAGGCAUAGGAAAAAGAAGAAGAAGGAGCGUUUUGGGGGUUUCAUCAUUGACGAAGCCGAAGUGGACGACGAGGUGGAUGAGGAUGAUGAAUGGGAGGAAGGAGCCCAUGAGAUUGGUAUUGUGGGCAAUGAAAUUGACGAAGUAGGCCUUACGGCCAGAGACAUUGAAAUUCGUCGACGUGGCACGAAUCUCUGGGAUUCACAGAAAGAAGAUGAAAUUGAGGAGUAUUUGAGGAAGAAGUAUGCCGAUGAACCGGCCACGAGGAAGCACUUUGGUGAUGGUGGUGAGGAGAUGAGUGAUGAGAUUACGCAGCAAACCCUCUUGCCCGGCAUCAAAGAUCCCAAUCUGUGGAUGGUCAAGUGUCGAAUUGGUGAAGAAAAGGCAACGGUGUUGCUGUUGAUGCGUAAAUACCUGACAUACCAGAACACCGAUGAUCCCAUCCAGAUCAAGUCAGUGGUGGCUCCGGAGGGUGUCAAGGGGUACAUUUACAUUGAGGCCUUCAAGCAGACGCACGUGAAGGCAGCCAUUGCCAAUGUGGGCAAUCUGCGAAUGGGUCAGUGGAAGCAGGAGAUGGUGCCGAUUAAGGAGAUGACGGAUGUAUUGAAGGUGGUGAAGGAGCAAGUAGGACUCAAGCAGAAUCAGUGGGUUAGGCUGAAACGUGGUCUCUACAAGGAUGACAUCGCCCAGGUGGACUACUAUGAUCUAGCCCAGAAUCUUGUGCACUUACGUCUUCUGCCUCGGAUUGACUACACGCGGAUGCGUGGAGCUCUGAGAACUACUCAGACAGAAGCUGACGAUGCCAAACGCAAGAAGAAACGUCGCCCAAUGGCCAAACCCUUUGAUCCCGAAGCCAUUAGGGCUAUUGGUGGUGAGGUGACAUCAGACGGAGAUUUCCUCAUCUUCGAGGGCAAUCGCUAUACGCGCAAAGGAUUUAUGUACAAGAGCUUUACGAUGUCUGCUGUACUGGUCGAGGGAGUUAAGCCGACCUUGGCAGAGUUGGAGCGUUUUGAGGAAUCACCCGAAGAGAUCAACAUUGAACUGGCCGUGUCGUCAAAAAGUGACCCAACAAGUGCCCAUAGCUUCUCAAUGGGCGACAAUGUGGAGGUUUGUGUGGGUGAUUUGGAGAAUCUUCAGGCAAAGAUAAUAGCCAUUGAUGGAGCAAUGAUUACGGUGAUGCCGAAGCACGAAGAUCUCAAAGAUCCGCUUAUCUUCAAAGCCAAUGAACUGAGGAAGUACUUCAAGACCGGAGAUCAUGCCAAGGUUCUGGCUGGGCGGUAUGAAGGCGAGACUGGAUUGAUUGUUCGGGUAGAGCCAUCGAGGGUGGUUCUUGUGUCUGAUCUCACGAUGCACGAACUGGAGGUGUUACCCAGGGAUUUGCAGUUGUGCAGCGAUAUGGCCACUGGAGUGGAUUCUUUAGGACAAUUCCAGUGGGGAGAUCUCGUUCAGCUUGAUGCUCAAACUGUGGGCGUGAUUGUGCGCCUGGAGCGUGAGAAUUUCCAUGUGCUGGGUAUGCAUGGGAAGGUGAUUGAGGCAAAGCCACAGGCACUGCAGAAACGCCGUGAAAAUCGCAACACCAUGGCACUGGAUUCUGAGCAGCAGCACAUCCGACGCAAGGAUAUCGUGAAGGUGAUGGAGGGACCGCAUGCGGGCAGAGAUGGUGAGAUUAAGCACUUAUACAGGAAUCUGGCAUUUCUCCAUUCGCGAAUGUAUACGGAAAAUGGGGGUAUUUUUGUGUGUAAGACGCGUCAUUUGCAGCUGGCCGGUGGAAAUAAGGGGCAUACAAAUGGUUUGGGACAUAUGGGUAUGAUGGGCUUUAUGUCACCGCGUAUUCAGAGUCCAAUGCAUCCGUCUGGGGGAAGGGGAGGAGGUCGCGGGGGUGGAAGGGGUGGCAGGGGAGGUGGUAGAAUAUCAAGGGAUAGAGAGAUCCUGGGGAAGAGUAUCAAGAUUACGGGUGGACCGUAUAAGGGAUCAGUGGGAAUUAUCAAAGAUGCCACUGAAUAUACGGCUCGAGUGGAGUUACAUUCGUCAUGUCAGACCAUUUCGGUGGAUCGCAAUCAUAUUGCUGUGGUUGGGGCUCCGGCUGCGGCUUCGCCAUCGUUCACUAGAACUCCCGGACGUACACCUGGGUAUGGGUCACAGACACCAAUUUACAGUGGAUCCAAGACACCAUUGCAUGGAUCUCAGACACCGCAGUAUGAUAUUGGUAGUCGUACACCGUAUGGAUCUCAGACACCAUCCCACGAUGGUAGCGCCACACCAAAACAUGGCGCCUGGGAUCCAACUGUCACUAAUACCCCAGCUCGUAGCAAUGAUUUUGACUAUAGCAUUGAGGAGGCAAGUCCAAGUCCAGGAUACAAUCCCAGUACUCCUGGUUUCCAGAUGAAUACACCCUUUGCACCCCAUACCCCAGGGAAUAUGUAUGGCUCUGACAAUAGUUACAGUCCCUAUCAGCCGAGUUCCAGUCCGAGUCCUAGCACCUAUCAGGUGGGAUACAUGGCAACACCAUCCCCAUCGGCUUAUUCCCCUGUAACUCCGGGUGGUGCCCCUCAGUCCCCCUAUAAUCCCCAGACACCCGGUGCUAGCCUGGACUCGCACCUUGGUGACUGGUGCAGCACGGACAUUGAAGUUAAGAUUCGCACCCAUGAUGAUGUACUCCUGGUGGGACAAACGGGAAUUGUACGUACAGUGAACAAUGGCGUAUGCUCGGUCUUUUUACCCGAAGAAGAUAGAAAUGUGAGCGUGGUGAGUGGACAUUUGGAACCGGUGCCGCCUAGCAAGGGGGAUCAGUUUAAGGUGAUUCAAGGGGAGAAUCGUGAUGCCAUUGGGAAAUUGGUUGAAAUAGGAGCGGAUAGUUUGGUGAUUCUCGAGGGGAAGUCCAACAAGCCGAUUUAUAUGCAGAGUCAUCAUCUCUGCAAAAUGUCCAAGUAAUUGGAAUAAUUGCUUUUUAGCCAUUUAUAAUUAUUCACAACAAUUUUAUUGAGAGAAAAUGAAUGUUUAAGCAUUUAUUCGACAAAAUUCUGUCUGUCACUGUUGAAUAAAGAUAUUUUAGAGAUGGAUCAAUGAUGAAUAAUUAGAUGCAAACAUGUUUAGUGAAAGAUCAUACUCUAUCAUCUGAAGAUUAAAUAUUGGUUUUAUGGAAAGUGUGGAUGCUAAAGUAGUAUCAAUAUUAUAUUACAGACAUUACAAAUUCAAAUAAAUGAUUUAAAUAAA
Phlebotomus papatasi is the source of this 3706-nucleotide messenger RNA. It is a transcript of the gene Spt5, whose product is annotated as transcription elongation factor SPT5. Gene Ontology annotation, biological process: transcription elongation by RNA polymerase II; regulation of DNA-templated transcription elongation; transcription elongation-coupled chromatin remodeling. Gene Ontology annotation, molecular function: protein binding; mRNA binding. The transcript is spliced from 5 exons. The record is from RefSeq and is a predicted model, not a curated record. The coding region runs from base 131 to 3424 and encodes 1097 amino acids. Lineage: Eukaryota; Metazoa; Arthropoda; Insecta; Diptera; Psychodidae. Gene Ontology annotation, cellular component: DSIF complex.